AUGCGCACGGUGUUGCAGGUGCAACUCCGGCAGCAGCGGAAGCAGGAGAAGAAGGAGGACCGGGCUGCUGCGAAGGAGGCUGCAGCAGCAGCAUUGCAGCAGCAGCUGCGCCGAAGGCAGCAGGCAAUCUCUGACGGGCAGGAUCAGCUGCAUGAAGAGCAGCAGGAAGUAGAUGAAGCCAAAAGCAGCGACAGCAGCAGCAGCAGCAGCAGCGAAGAUGAGGCUCUUGACUUGUCAAUGUCAACACGGAAGAAACCUCUGCUGGUACUCCUUGCGGCAAACUUGGAGCCAACUGUCACCCCAGGAGGACUGACUGACCAAGUGCAUGCUCUGCGCGCUGCAGCAGCGGCAGCAAAAGUGCCCGUGGGCGUCGUAUCAACACGUAACGUACUGAAGAAAGGAGUUCGCUUGGCCACACGGCAGAGCUGCGUGUGCAUCAUUGACGCCCAAGGCGCGGAGCCCCUGCUACAGCAGCUGCUGCGUCUCAUAGUACAGCAGCGGCAGCAGCAGCAGCAGCAGCAGAUACAGGAAGAAAAGCUGCUCCAGCAAGUAUGCUCGUUGGCCCUGUCCGGAGAAGCCAGCAGCAAUGCGGAAUAG
Eimeria tenella is the source of this 597-nucleotide messenger RNA. RefSeq lists its product as uncharacterized. The transcript is spliced from 3 exons. The record is from RefSeq and is a predicted model, not a curated record. Lineage: Eukaryota; Apicomplexa; Conoidasida; Eucoccidiorida; Eimeriidae. The coding region runs from base 1 to 597 and encodes 198 amino acids.